GUUUCCGUGAUUACUUUGUUUGGACUCAGGCGCACAGGUGGGCAAUAUCUCGAGAGAGAUAAAUGUAACGUUGAACGGGUAUAACAUCUUGGGACACAUUAUACGAAACUUGAGAUAGCAUUAAACUGGCAAAGCUUGGCAAAGAUCAACCCCUUGUUGAGAGCAUAAGCUCAACAUAUCCACGGAUUUUGCCCGGAGGAGAUUGCGAACAUGGAGAAUAACUUAUGUUCCCGCUCUGCUUAUACCUCCAUUACACUGCUAUAUCAUCUACACACUUCUCUCUUUCUCUAUUUCUCGCUAUCUCUUUGCCAUUCGUCCACCUUUACCUCCACCGUUGUCCUCCGGGAGUCUUCCUGGAGGUUCGUUCAUCUUGAAGUCGAUUGCUGGCCAUUCACAAGCCAAUUAUCUGCCAGUUGCAUAGCAUCGUUUGCGUGCACUGUAGUGAAGGUUCAUUACUUUAACUUCCAACCAAACGACACCAGGCCUCAGUUAGUGGAAGAGUGUUGCGCGGUUCGCACGCUAACGUCGAAGUAUAGAUCGUACCCUCAUACACGAAUUCGCGAGUGAUCAGCAGGGUAAUGGCGGACAAACAAAUCAAGCGCGGUGGCAACUGCCACUACGAUCCGCUGACACAUAUAUGGACCGGUUUAUCCACACCGCCACUGUACGAUAUCAAUCAAAGUAUUGGGCAGCUUAUACUCACUAAAUUGCAACGUUGUGAUCCGGAGCAUGUUACCCAAAUCAGUGCUGACAUCGAUCAAGGUCGCCCAGUAACGUAUGGGGAGAUGUAUCUCCGUACGGUGCGCAUCGCCCAACACCUUUCGCAGCUCGGGUAUGGCAAGGAUACACCGAUGGCGGCCCUAGCAUCCCGCAACGGGGAACACGUAGCACCGGUGAUGUUCGCCUGUUUCGCACUGGGUAUCCCCAUCAAUACACUGGACGUAGCAUUCAACGUUACUGAUUUUGCCCAUAUGUUCGGCAUCACGCGUCCGGUACUUGUGUUUUGUGAAAGCAACAUUUUGAGUGUGGUACGUGAAGCUGCCAAACGGGCCAUGAUAGAUCCCCAGUACAUAUUGUUUGAGGAUCACAUCAACGGGUAUCGUCACGUGUUGGAGCUGUUAGAGCCAACUUCAACCGAAGAAUUAUUCGAACCAGCCGUAUUAGACGAUCCUUCAACUCAUCUGGCAGCAAUUCUAUGCUCGUCUGGUACGACCGGUUUGCCCAAAGGAGUUAGUUAUUCUCACUCGUUCUGUAUUGCAAACUUAACGUCCCUGUGGCACAUGGAACCGAAUGAUUGCCUACUCGCGUUCAGCUCCUUGUACUGGUUGUCUGGUUUUGCCUCGCUGAUCAUCGGUACGAUUGCACAGGCAACGCGACUCAUUACCCGGGAACCGUUCACUCCCCAGCUGGCGAUCGACAUAAUGGAGCAGCACCGCGUGACAAUUGCCUUCUUCUCGCCCUAUCAAUCAAAUCUUCUCGUACACGAGCCACUACUCAAAGCGAAACCCUUUCCCGUACUUCGCUUAUUAUUAUGUGGUGGUGCACGUGUUUCCAAGCAGCUGUAUGCAUCGUUGCGAAGCUGUUUGCCGUCACAUACGCUCAUCCAAAUCGGUUACGGUAUGUCCGAGUCCUGCCUCAUCUCGCUGACGGACGGUUACAGCUAUCGGGACGAUUGUGUCGGUACACUGCAGGCACGUGCCGAGGCACGAAUCGUGGACGAUGAGACAGGACAGCGGGGUCUCCCACCUGGAGAAGCGGGAGAAAUUUUACUACGUGUACAGGUUCCCUUCUCCGGGUAUUACGGCAAUAAGACCGCUACCGUCGAUAUGAUGGGAUCGGAUGGUUGGAUACGUACCGGUGACAUUGGGCAUUUCGACACGGAUGGACAUCUGUACGUAAUCGAUCGAAAGAAGGACAUCAUUAAGUAUGCAGGCAAUCAGAUAUCUCCAACGGAGCUGGAGGUACUCAUCAAACAAUUACCGGGAGUACUUGAGUGUUGCGUCGUUGGUGUACCGGACGAAGGAACGGAUCUGCCCGCAGCACUCAUAAUUCGCACUCCAGGAUUAAUCGGGGAUGCCGUUUCAGCUGAACAAGUGCAACAGUAUGUCGAUGCCGAGGUAUCCAACUAUAAAAGACUACGGGGAGGCGUUUACUUUACCAGCGAGAUGCCUCUAACGCCAUCAGGAAAAAUAGUGCGUCGCAAGUGUCUGGAAAUUGUACAAAAUAUUCGUGAAGGCAAGCAACAGAGCGAAUCUUCGUUCUGAUCUUAAGCUAAAGAACGUACAAUGUUUGCCGGACACUUGUUAUAAUGUGUAUAAUAAAUAAAGAAGGUUGAAAUACAA
This is a messenger RNA of Anopheles funestus (African malaria mosquito), 2342 nucleotides long. RefSeq lists its product as uncharacterized. Gene Ontology annotation, biological process: long-chain fatty acid metabolic process; fatty-acyl-CoA biosynthetic process. The record is from RefSeq and is a predicted model, not a curated record. Bases 579 to 2264 code for a protein of 561 amino acids. Lineage: Eukaryota; Metazoa; Arthropoda; Insecta; Diptera; Culicidae. Gene Ontology annotation, molecular function: long-chain fatty acid-CoA ligase activity. The transcript has 2 exons.